GCACUUUAAUACGAUACGAUGUACAAAAUAGUAAAUACACAAAGUCUCUCUUCUUCGCCACCACCGCAUUUUGGCGCUGCCGUCUCUCAGUUUUCUCCAGAAGCUAUUCUGUCAGGAGCAGUCCCAAGUUUCUUCUUCUCAGUACGAACAAAUCUUUGUUUUCUUGGUACAAAAAGGAUAGUGAUAUUCCCGAUACUCAGUGAAUCAUUCAACUUAUUGGUAGGUUUUGCAAGAAACACAAGAAGUAUGGCUUUGACAAACUUCAUACUCACUGUUGCUGGUGUAAGUGCGGUGGUUCUUCUGCUGAGGAGUGAUGUGAAGCAAUCAGCUACCAUCUUCAGGCGCAAUGUCAAACAUAUCCGUAAGUGGCUUGAAGAAGAAUCUGCCAAUGCCCCCAAAAUCACCAAGGAACUGGAAUCAAAAGCUUCACCAAAGGAGAUCCCCAAGGAGGACAAGCACUAGUGUUGAUAUGGGCAUCCUGGGUUGUUCACAACCGUUGGCUAUUCGUUCCUUUUCUUUAGGAAUAAGUCUUUGAUCAAUGCCUGGAUUUUCUGUUGAUAUCUUGUUUUUGGUCUUUGGAUUUACGGAUAUGUAACUAGUAAUUACUGAGAAAGCUCUGUAUUUUUGUAACUAGUCAUACGCGCAGUUGUUAUGACUUUAUGUUGAGAAGAGAUUCUGGCAUACAAUAGAAGCCUUCCAUCAUGCCCAGUGAAUAAGAUAGAACCUUCAGCUUUUUCCUGAA
Messenger RNA from Prunus avium (sweet cherry), 742 nucleotides. RefSeq lists its product as uncharacterized. The record is from RefSeq and is a predicted model, not a curated record. Lineage: Eukaryota; Viridiplantae; Streptophyta; Magnoliopsida; Rosales; Rosaceae.